Molecule: messenger RNA, 2886 nt
Organism: Penicillium paradoxum
Lineage: Eukaryota; Fungi; Ascomycota; Eurotiomycetes; Eurotiales; Aspergillaceae
Exons: 1
Coding region: 1-2886 (961 amino acids)
Source: RefSeq, a predicted model, not a curated record
AUGCCCAACAUGACAUCUUCCAAGACGUUCACGCCAACGUCUGAGCCGCUUGCUCUCAGACCUGGAGGCGGUAGUGCCCCACGACCUCAGGCCCGCUCAGCAGGAACAGCCGAGAGGCCUGGGAGAAACGAAAGUCUAGUAGAUAUGGUUCGAUUCUUCCAGACUCCGAGUGCCACUCCUGCUCCUCAACCUCCACCUAACCCCGAACCUCAAUCGCACUCUCGAGCUCACUCCCAACCACAACCUUCGAGUCCGCCAGAUACAACUACAGCACUUCCAGUUGCCCUUUCGCCAAAGGAAUUGAAACCGGAACCCAAACAGGACCUCAAGCCGUUCCAUCGUCGGCUCUUGCAGUUUGCACAGCGCCAGAAGAAGGAAUCGACGCCUAGAUCCAAAGAGGAGGACCAGCGGCGCCAGAUUGAAGCACUCACUAGAGCGGGGUAUCUCAUUCCAGCACCUCCGCUGAAGGAGUCAAAGGGACAGAACGAGGCAAAGCGAUCAAAAGAAAGUCCGACCUUGUCUCUCUCUCGAAGCCUUUCCAAGUCGAAGAGAGAUGUUGAACACAUUGGACAGCCAUGGCUACAAGCCAAAGCCGAUGAGAGGAAGCGCUCACCGGAGGCAAGACGGCGCUUGGACUCCCUAGACCUUGAUAACUUUAGGUCAAUGGUCGAUGUCGCCGUCUCACUCGCCUCGGAUUUUGACGAUUCAGUACCGCCGCCAUAUCAGCCCACCGAUAACUCCUCCCAGCCAUCACCAGCUGUGUCGCCGUCGAACUCGCUACCAGAUCCCUUUCCACAGGAUAUUGUCACACCAGCUUCCUCGUUGGCUUCUACCAGCCAUUCCCAGAGAGAGGAAUCUGUCGACGAGCCAAUCCAGCGAUCAUCUAUCUCUGGGGGAUCCAAUCUACGUGGGUCCCCGCAGAAUACCGAUUCCGUUUCCAAAGUCACCAGCACUGCGCCUGCGAGUUCGAAUGGCACACAGUCACUGCCCUGUCCAUCCAUUGAUAGCCAAAAGCGCGAUCAACCCGAUCAAUCUUCUCUUCGCAGUGUGACUCCAUCGCAGCCGGCUUUGAAGCUCUUCCCUGAUGUUGCACCCCCUCGCAAUUCGAGCAAGGCAGCACGAAGGACUUCACUAGUUCCUCGAUACCAAGUCAUUGAAAAUGUUGCAUCCUCGCCGGCAUCUAGUUCACGAUCUGGUCCUCCCGAAAGAUCACCCGAACCUCCCAAUGGGUCGCGGAAAUCAACAGACGUUUUCACAGAUACUCCAAUCAGCGAGGCUGAACCCAAAUGCUCCGGUGCGCUUGCAACCAGCGAGGCUUCUUCUGCAGUCCAAACACCGGCGCAAACAAUCCCCAAGGAGUCUGUCUCGCAAGAUCAGGCCGACCCUCGGAGACCCUCGCCGUCUCUGGGCGCACUGAAAUCAUUCCCUCUCCCUGCACCUACAAGGCCUCUGCCAUCAUUGCCCGAAGCUGAAAGAUCGCCCAGUGCGCCUCCAGGGACUAAUGCUCGCUCUGUUCGAUAUUUCCGUUUGGGGUCAGGGUCUUCCAAUUUGCGAUCUUCUUCAUCGGCCUUGCUCGAGGAGCGAGAAAUCGAGUCUGUUGCUGACGGCCCUUGCACACCCGAACUGCGCCCAGAAACUGGUCUUGGUAGCAUGGAUGCUGGAGGGUCAAUGGCCGAUGAUGAGGAAAGUUUGUUCACCCCCUCGCUUUCAGAAUACUCGAAGCAACCCUCAAGACAGUGCCUUCCCAGGGCACGAGUUUCCAGCGUGCGCAUUCCAAAAAUGCAAGACCUUCCAGAAAGCCCUUCAGCUCAGGGAGGUGAAAAGGAUCAACCUCUAGCCGACUCCCCGGUCUUAGGACACGCUGCUCUCGCACAACCCUUUGGCAAACGUGCUACCCCGAAGGGACUGCAAAUCAAUUCCAAAGCCAGCCGAAAAAACCUGCAAUUUGGCCUGCCAACACCUCCACUCACUGCAUCCCUCCCAUCAGCUCCUCCUCAGCAACCCCUUCCCGCACCUCCGGCACCGAAGCUCGGCCAACGCAGUUUUACUACCUCUAAUAUGGCUAUGCUUUCAUCGAUGAGAAGCAUGGAUGCACUUGCUGGCUAUGGGUCAUACCGGAAUUCGACCAUCUCCCGAAGCGACAGCUCAGGAAGCAGCCUCAGAAACGAGAGUUUCCCUGAAACAUACCAACAAUUCCACCACCAAUCCCGUCCUGAGACUCCGCUUCCAUCAUCAGAUGAUGAGGUCUUUGGUCCAGGACCAAAAUUGAGAGUCACGAAUCGCAAGACUGAUAAACAGUACUCUCAGCCAACACGGCGACGCGAUGAGAAAAUGAAUCAACGCCAGAUAUCCAACCCUCGACUUCGAUAUCCUCAACAAACGCGCCCAAUGACGCCCCAAAGUCGCAGCAUGCAUAGUCUCGAGAUUCCCUCGUCACCUCAGUCCCAAUAUUCCCAAUCGACCCAUCGAUCCAGGGAAUCUCAAAACAGCCAACACGCUCGUGCUCCUCAAAUGGAUCACUAUCUCGAAGACCGUGUCGCAAAUCUGGAGCGGCAGAACCAGCUUCUCCAAGCUGCUCUUAUGGCGGCGCUCAAUGCCGGAGUCAAGAAUCCUCUCGAGGGUCUCAGUCAUCUCGGCCAGACCGCAUCCCCUGCCUUCCCACACGCGCCGUAUGCGCAUCAAUAUUCCAGCCACCAUGGAUCACGUCCAGAUAGCUGGGUCAGCUCCUCUCGCAGCAGUGAGUAUAGCGGGUUUGAGACAUCAAGCUCAUACCGAGACGGACGAGCAAAUGUCAAACAGCUGGACAACAUGAUCCAAGAUAUUGAGUCUGAAUGGCUGUCAGAAAAGUCCAGUAUCAGUCGGGUUCGAUUGCCCCGCAAGAGAUAG